Molecule: messenger RNA, 489 nt
Organism: Trichoderma breve
Lineage: Eukaryota; Fungi; Ascomycota; Sordariomycetes; Hypocreales; Hypocreaceae
Exons: 3
Coding region: 1-489 (162 amino acids)
Source: RefSeq, a predicted model, not a curated record
AUGAAGCUUGAGUACAGAAAAUGCAGCAACGAGUUGAAGCUUCAACAAUUGACAUUCGUGAGACAUUUGAAGCAACUCUUACUGCCGUUAGUUGUCGACAAUGAGAAAGUCCAGGAACUCAUUGAUAAGCCAGCAGGAGAAGCAUGGAGGGAUGCAUCAAUGGUGGAACUCCUUGAGAAACGACUCGGAGAUUCUUACGAAUUAUACCAAGAAUGCAUCAGCGGUAUGAACCAUGUGAUGGACAAAUUAUAUCAUGAACUCGCCUUGAACGACGAAUUUGUGCAGUCAAAACUUUUGGAAACUCCUAAACGUCCGGCAACUCUGUCAAGAAUUAAAUCUGCUUUUGGCAGAGAUGAUUUAUCAUUCCAGUUGUUUAGAAUUAAAUUCAGUAAUGGCGAGUCCGUUCGCACUUCUGGAUUCAAGCAACUAAGCUAUUCAAAGCACUCACUGCAACGUGGAAAUGUCAUUGCACAGAACAUCGCACCAUAG